GUAUGUCAUUCAAUGAAUCUCGAGCCCAAAAUUGUGCCUUAUAUGCUCUAGCCGGACUGACAGGUUUCGUAUGUGGAGCCUAUUUCCAGCAAGAGGCAUCUAUCAGGCAUUUAUUUGGUGCCAUUAAAAGGGAUCCGCAUAUCUACAAUUUUCGACAUAAACUUUAUCCGAUGUUUUCCACAUUUCCGACUGAUCAUGAAAAUCGUUUGUGGAAGCAACCGAAUAGCCUGUCAGACAAGAUCCGCGAGUGUUUGGUUUCACCCCUCUUUGAUAUGUUUAGCGCCUUGUUUAUGAUGAAGACUGAAACUCCGAACACCAUUGACCUACUGGAUCUUGUUAAAUAUGGACUUCCCAGCUCAGAGAAUCUAUACGUCCACAAGGACUAUAUUGUUUCACAAAAUUUUGCCCUGAAUAGUCCGAAUUGGGUAUGUGAACAUUUGCGAGGAAAUUAUAAAAAAUUAAGUUCAGACGAUGAUGGUGACGAGACACUCCAUCUACGAUUCAAUGAUGUGUAUGUUUUGAGUUGUGCUUCAACUAGAAUAUGUAAGGCUUUCAAGCGAAAAAUCUGGCAUGAUCUAGAGCAAUAUGUGUCCACAUUGACAGAACAAUAUGGCUCUGUCUAUGCUUAUACGGGCCCUGUUUAUACACCAUCGUGUCGGGAUCACGAAUGGUCUAUGGAAUAUGAGGUCCUCGAUUGGAGACCUUACCCAGUGCCAUCGCAUUAUUUUAAAGUACUGAUCAUAGAGUCACAAGUCGAAGGCUGCGGUCCCUAUAUGGAAUGUUAUAUGAUUGAGAAUAGCAAUAAAUUAUUCGGCAAUCUGAGCAGUUGUUUAGCGCAAAUCGAAGAAAUUGAACGAUUUACAGGCCUGCGUUUUAACAAGGGAUUGCGUCCAACGGUCGUAUAUUCAGAUGAUACUUGCACAAAAGACGCUGAGCAAUCGUCAGGAAUCUUUAAAGAAUUAUCCGAACCCUUGAUGCAUGCAAUAUCGAGAAGAGGAAUUUUCUUUUAAUAUACAUACUAAUUUUUUUAAUAAAUCAAA
This is a messenger RNA of Drosophila willistoni, 1040 nucleotides long. It is a transcript of the gene Tengl3, whose product is annotated as endonuclease G, mitochondrial. The transcript is spliced from 2 exons. Gene Ontology annotation, molecular function: nucleic acid binding; single-stranded DNA endonuclease activity; metal ion binding. Bases 3 to 1010 code for a protein of 335 amino acids. The record is from RefSeq and is a predicted model, not a curated record. Gene Ontology annotation, cellular component: nucleus; mitochondrial inner membrane. Gene Ontology annotation, biological process: apoptotic DNA fragmentation. Lineage: Eukaryota; Metazoa; Arthropoda; Insecta; Diptera; Drosophilidae.